AUGAGCCAAUCCGACGUGACUGCAAGAAGCGAUGUCGACGAAAAGAAGGACGUCGACAUUCACAAAGUCACGGUUGAAGCACUCCCUGCUACAGAUGACGGAGAACUCGAAGACGGAAUGGUCGAUCAUGCCUACCUCAACGCCAGCAAGUCUACAAAGUUCUACAGAGGCACCCUCUUUCAGAUGUUUCUCUUUGGAGCCAUUUCCUUCGUGGGUCCAGCAAUGUCGGACGCCAUAUCAAACCUCGGUGGUGGUGGUCUCUCUAGGCCAUACCUGUCAAACCUCUCCAACUCUGUCAACUACGCUGCUUCCUGUGUUGUCACUCUGGUCGGUGGCCCUCUGAUCAACAAAAUCGGAAUCAAGUGGUCUUGCUUGAUUGCUGCGAUCAUCUUUCCUCUGGACGGCUCGAGCUACUAUGUCAGUGCCAAGUACGUCGGUAAAGACUGGUAUCUUCUCUUUGCCAAAAUCCUGGGAGGCUUCACUUCCGGCUUCCUAUACGUCGCCGAGACCACCGCCAUGCUUUCCUACCCCCACGUCUACGAAAGGGGUCUCUACCUAGGAAUCUGGUCCGCCAUGCGCAACUCGGGCAGUGUCAUAGGCGGCGCUAUCAACUUUGCUACCAACUACUCCUCUGAUGCCGCAGGCGGCAUCGCUUGGUCCACAUACCUCAUCUUCAUUGGCUUUGAGUGCACGGGUGUCAUCUGGGCCCUCUUAUUGUCUGCUACCAAAAAGGUCAGGCGUAGCGAUGCCACACGCGUCCCUUACUCCCGGGACAUGACUUGGAAAAACGAAUUCAAGGCUUUGUACAAACACGUCUUGAACAAAAGGACUUGGCUUGUGUUUAUCCCUGCGUUCUAUAGCUUCUUCUAUGGAGGUGUGUAUGGGACGUACUUGUCCCUGCAUUUCUCUGUCCGAUCUCGAGCUUUGUCAAGUUUGAUCACCCCUUCCGCCACUAUCCUGAUGGUCACCACCUACGGCAAAUUCGUCCUCGACAACAAACGCUGGUCCCAACGCAGCCGAGGAUGGAUCGCUUUCCUCAUGUGGGCUAUCCCACAGAUGGCCUGUAUCAUCUGGACCGGUAUCGAAUACGGUAAAUUCGGCGGCCAAGAGCUUACCUUGGACUACGCCACCAACGGCCGCCGCUGGGCCGAAGCCUACCUCCCCUACUUUAUCAUCUUCACCACCGGCUACUGGACCCAGCUCUCCCUCUACUGGAUCCUCGGCACAUUCACCACCAACGUCAAAGCCUCCUCCCGCACCGGCGGUCUUUUCCGUGCAUUCGAAACUGCAGGUCAAGCCGUGUCGUACGCUAUCAACUCGAAUACAGGGGAUAAGCGUAUACCGUUGUAUGUUUUGAGCGUGCUUUGGGUGCUGGCGGUACCGUGUAUGGUGGGGUUGAUUAGUUUGAUACCGGAGAGGCCGGUGGAGAAGGAUGAUGUGGCGGAUGAUAAGAUGGAUGGGUCGGUGAGCCGGGAUAGCGCGCUUGAUGCCGAGGUCAUGGCCGAGCAGGCGAGGUAG
Molecule: messenger RNA, 1518 nt
Organism: Cryptococcus wingfieldii CBS 7118
Lineage: Eukaryota; Fungi; Basidiomycota; Tremellomycetes; Tremellales; Cryptococcaceae
Product: membrane protein
Exons: 8
Coding region: 1-1518 (505 amino acids)
Biological process (GO): transmembrane transport
Molecular function (GO): transmembrane transporter activity
Source: RefSeq, a predicted model, not a curated record